Molecule: messenger RNA, 1707 nt
Organism: Setaria italica (foxtail millet)
Lineage: Eukaryota; Viridiplantae; Streptophyta; Magnoliopsida; Poales; Poaceae
Product: protein ULTRAPETALA 1
Exons: 3
Coding region: 644-1351 (235 amino acids)
Cellular component (GO): cytosol; nucleus
Source: RefSeq, a predicted model, not a curated record
AGCCCGGCACCCGCACAACACACCAAGCUCCCCCUCCAUCAGUCAUCACCGGUUCCUCCAUCUCGGCCCUCCCCUCUCCUCUCUCCCCCCUCCUCCUCUCCCUCUCCAAACCCCAUCUACGUCGGCGUAGGGUGCGGGGGCUGGAGUUGGAGGAAGCAUUUGUGGAGAUUCUGUGGCGACUUCUACAGAUCGGCAGAUCCAUCUUUCUGGGUCGUAUCUUUGGGCGAUUUGAAGCAAGCCCCAAAUAGUUUGUUGCAGAAAGGAGCCGCUUUUGCGCUGCUCCAGCCUCUCUGUGAGCCUCUGCUCGUCGUUCUUGGCCUCGGAUCAUAUAUCCAUCUAGGAAAAAGAGGCCACCUUUGCAUUUAUUCUUUGGCCCCUUCGGAGAUCGCCCCCGUCAAGAUUUGGUGGGAACCCAAUUCGCUGCGAUUCCCUUGUGGAAAGGCGCCGCUUUGGUUCCUGUUUCCCCACAGCUCCCAACUCUAUAUAUCUCAAUCUCUUGUUCACCUACUUGCCUAACUUCCUUUUACUUCGAUCCACCAGUUUGUGCCGUCCACGCCUCGGCAUUCGAUAGCUUAUUGAUUUGACGCAAACCAGAUCAAUCUGUGGGCUGUUGCCGUGUUUGUUCCUGUUCUUGGUCGGAGGCAUGGCGGCGGCGAACGGAGGUGCCGGCGCGGCGCUCUUUAGCGAGGAGGAGCUGCGGGAGGUGAGCGGGGUGCGCCGGGGGGAGGACUUCGUGGAGAUGACGUGCGGAUGUACCAGCCACCGCUACGGCGACGCCGUCGGCCGCCUCCGCGUCUUCGCCUCCGGCGACCUGGAGGUCAGCUGCGAGUGCACGCCCGGCUGCCACGAAGAUAAGUUGACACCUGCUGCCUUUGAGAAGCACUCUGGAAAGGAGACUGCUGGAAAGUGGAGGAACACUAUCUGGGUCAUGGUUCAAGGAGAAAAAGUGCCACUGUCAAAGACAGCUCUGCUCAAGUACUACUAUUUGGCCCACAAAUCUGGCAAUGGUUCUCACAAAGGUCGUAAUGGACGUCCAUCUCACCGCGAUGAGUUCAUCCGCUGCACAAAAUGUGGCAAGGAGAGGAGAUUUCGGCUCCGGUCAAAAGAAGAGUGCCGUGUGUACCAUGAUGCUCUUGCCAAAAUCAACUGGACAUGCACAGAUUUGACAACUGAUAGGGUCACCUGUGACGACGAGGAGGAGCGAGCAAGCCGCAAGGUGCUGAGGGGCUGCUCCCGCGCCACCUCCUGCAGCGGCUGCAUGAAGUGCGUCUGCUUCGGGUGCGAGACCUGCCGCUUCAAGGACUGCGACUGCCAGACCUGCGUCGACUUCUACCGCAACUCAAAGGAAUGAUAGGAGGAUCUAACACCAUUGGUUCCAUUGGUCAAGACACCAAAAAUGGCCUCGGCCUUGCCGACCGAGGUCGUCGGCCUCGGUAAACAGGAGGCUUUAGCUAGCUCGCCCGGGCCAAUCGAUGCUCUCAGCAACCUGCAUCUUGGGACUGGGCAGGCCGUUAUUCUGAACAAUUCCGUUCUCUUUUUUUUUUUGAGAAAGAUUCCGUUCUCUAUUAUCCAUGGCUGUGGCAUUCACUGAGUAGGGAAGGAUGCCAGCCAAUUUUGCUACGUACGUAGCACAAUUUUACCAACACUACUUCCUGCGCGUUACUUGCAUCGGUUUAAGAUCCUAUAUGUGCUGUCUGCUUGGUUUUC